This is a messenger RNA of Clupea harengus (Atlantic herring), 622 nucleotides long. RefSeq names its product proteasome (prosome, macropain) assembly chaperone 4 (gene psmg4). NCBI's taxonomy places the organism in Eukaryota, Metazoa, Chordata, Actinopteri, Clupeiformes, Clupeidae. Gene Ontology annotation, biological process: proteasome assembly. The record is from RefSeq and is a predicted model, not a curated record.
AAUCAGGAAGUAAGCAGAGGAAGAGUGUAAGCGGUGCUGGUUUGAGAUGCCGUGACACAAAAUAUGUGAUGUAGUUACAUUACAUGAUAUCUAAACCAAAUCCUGAAAUUAAUUUCUUCUAUUCUGUUAGCUGUAUGCAUAAUGCUAAUAUGAGUAACGCCGAACACAGUGAGUGUGCCUCAGGCUUGACUGAAGGCGGCAUCUCGGUGCACAACUUCAGCGAGAAGCUUAUGGAGCAGGUCGUGCACUUCCAUGUGAUGAAACUGGACGGCGGCUUCUUCCUCUGGAUUGGCACUGCUCCUGUCCUCUCCAACCUCGCAGUGUCCAUGUUUAGCAGAUUUGACACCACGCCACUGUCCACUCUAGUGAUCGGCGAUCCUUCAGACCCUUCACCCACCACACUCGCACAAAGACUGACAAAGCGCACAAAGAAGCAGGUGUUCGUUAGCUUCAACCUGCCUGGGUGCCAUUCCCAACUGUCCCUUCUGGUGGAGGAAAGAAUCAAAAAAGAGCUUGAGCUUCACCCUGAAAAGUUUUAAAUAUGUCCUUGUCUCUACUCUUCUCCCUCUCACCUCCUAGUGUUUUAUACAGAUACAAAAUAAUAAAUCAGUGGAAACAAAAA